Molecule: messenger RNA, 2576 nt
Organism: Caenorhabditis angaria
Lineage: Eukaryota; Metazoa; Nematoda; Chromadorea; Rhabditida; Rhabditidae
Source: the annotation of a GenBank genome assembly
AUGUCUUAUGUAGUUGAUAUUCUAUUUGCUGAAGUUCCUUGGACUUCUAGAAGUCUCUUCGGAACUUCCUACAACAUUCCAGGAUUUCUGGAAACUCUCGAACCUCAAAACAUAUUUUCCUGUUAUCUGGAAUUGCUCAUAUUAAUCCCGGCAAUGAUUGUUGUAUCGAUUUAUGUUUGGGUGAUCACUACGAUUUCACUUUUUCAUAAAAAUGUGGUGAUUUUAUUGAUUUGGGCGUAUUUUUGGUAUUUUUUGGGGGCUUUGGCGAGAAUUCCGAUUUUAUUGAUUCAAUUGCAUUUUUUUGAAGGUUUUUAUUUUUUAAAAUUUAAAAUUUUCUGUUUUUUCUAUAGAUCAAUACCCAAUAAUCCUAUUUUUGGCAUCAUUUUUGAGAAUUGAAUUUUAUAUUUGUUGCCCGAUGACUAUUCCAAUGGUAGUUAUAGAAAGGUAAGAAUGGGCCCAACUCAUUGCUCAUGUUAGGCUGAUCAUUUUGAGACCAAACAAGGCUUAGCUACUGUAUGUCCCUUUAAAGUACCCUGAAUUUGAGCCACUCCUACAAAACUAUGCCUAUACCAUUGCUCAUAUUAGGCUGAUCAUUUUGAGACCAAACAAUGCAUGGUUUUGUGGUAGGAGCCUAAGCUCCUUCUGAGCUACUGUAUGUCCCUUUGAAGUACCCUAAUUUCAAGCCACGCCCAUAAAAGCAUGCCUUGUUUGGUCUCAAAAUGAUCAGCCUAAUAUGAGCAAUGAGGUGGUUUAUCCUCUAUGUCCUUUUAAAAUUCCUAAAUUUCAAGUUUUUCAGAGUUCUCGCAACUCACUUCGUCUCAGAUUACGAGAAAAAUCAUCGAGUUUGGAUAAGUUAUCUAUUUCUCCCGAUAUUUUUCAUCUUCUCACAAUUCCUAAGCCUUCCGCUUUUUUUGAAAAAAGUUUUGGUAAUCUAUGGAGCCAUCGGAAUGUUGUUCGUCUGUGGAUUGCUGGGAUUUUUCAAUAUUUUGUAUUGGGUGAAUUGGAGAACUUUGAAAAAGAUGGAAAAAAAUUCGAUGGAAUAUACGUUGAGUAAGAAAUAUCAGAUUGAGGAGAAUUUGAGGAUUAUGUGGGUGAGUUUUAGCCCGCAAGCGGCAAAAAAAUUGAAAAAAAAAAGUCCACAGGCGGGCUCGAACUCGCAACCUCUCACACAUGAAUCUAGCAACUUACCGCCUACACCAUGUGUGCUCAAUUUUCAAGAGCUUUAAAACUAAUUUUUAGCACAUUUUGAUCAGCUCGGCGAGCUUCACCCUAACCUGAAAUUAAUUUCAGUUUCUUCGUCGCAUCGGAAUCUCAAUUAUCGUUUUCGCGUGUCUUUUCACAAUUGUGAUGCUAUUUCCAUGGAAGCAUUUAUUCGAUUUUCAGCUGAACUUAUCUGAUGUUAUAGUUUAUUUGGAUGUAUGCAUCGCAGGGUAAGAUCAAGGGCUUCCAAGGCUUCCCAAGGCUUCCCAAGGCUUCCCAAGGUUUCCCAAGGCUUCUCAGGGCUUCCCAAGGCUUCCCAAGGCUUCCCAGGGCUUCCCAAGGCUUCCCAAGGCUUCUCAAGGCUUCCCAAGGCUUCUCAAGGCUUCCCAAGGCUUCUCAAGGCUUUCCAGGGCUUCCCAAGGCUUCUUAAGGCUUCCCAAGGCUUCUCAGGGCUUCUGAGAGCUUCUGAAGGCUUCCCAAGGCUUCCCAAGGCUUCCCAAGGCUUCCCAGGGCUUCCCAGGGCUUCUGAAGGCUUCCCAAGGCUUCCCAAGGCUUCCCAAGGCUUCCCAAGGCUUCUCAGGGCUUCCCAAGGCUUCCCAAGGCUUCCCAGGGCUUCCCAAGGCUUCCCAAGGCUUCUCAAGGCUUCCCAAGGCUUCCCAAGGCUUCCCAAGGCUUCUCAAGGCUUCCCAAGGCUUCUCAAGGCUUCCCAGGGCUUCCCAAGGCUUCCCAAGGCUUCUCAAGGCUUCCCAAGGCUUCUCAAGGCUUCCCAAGGCUUCCCAAGGCUUCCCAAGGCUUCACAAGGCUUCCCAAGGCUUCUCAAGGCUUCCCAAGGCUUCCCAAGGCUUCUCAAGGCUUCCCAAGGCUUCUCAAGGCUUUCCAGGGCUUCCCAAGGCUUCCCAAGGCUUCCCAAGGCUUCUCAAGGCUUCCCAAGGCUUCCCAAGGCUUCUCAAGGCUUCUCAAGGCUUCCCAAGGCUUCCCAAGGCUUCUCAAGGCUUCUCAAAGCUUCCCAAGGCUUCUCAAGGCUUCCCAAGGCUUCUCAAGGCUUUCCAAGGCUUUCCAAGGCUUCCCGAGGCUUCCCGAGGCUUCUCAAGGCUUCUCAAGGCUUUCCAAGGCUUCCCGAGGCUUCCCGAGGCUUCUCAAGGCUUCUCAAGGCUUCCCAAGGCUUCCUAAAAUCAAUUUUCCCUAGAUGCUCUAUAAUUGUCCCGCUCAUCGUCUUCUACACCCUCUACAAAUCCGAAAACUCUGCAUUUCUGCGUAAAAUCCGAUGGCUUUUCCGCAUUCCGCUUCCGCUUCCGCAACCAACAAUUCAAAUCGCGCCGGUUUUCCGCGACGAGAGCAAAGUCUAUUUUGAUCAAUUGCAGAAUUCGUGGAAAUGA